AUGGUCCAUUUCCAGCAAAGUCCAUGCUUGUCUUUCAGGAGGCCCUUGGUGUGUCUGUCUUGGAUGUGGUUUCUCUUGAAUAUGGCCCAGUCUCAAAGGCCAGAGGAGGACAAGCCUAAUAUCCUCCUGAUAAUGGCGGAUGACCUUGGGAUCGGAGACCUAGGCUGCUAUGGAAACGAUACGAUAAGGACCCCGAACAUCGACCGCUUGGCCACUGAGAGUGUGAAGCUAAUGCAGCACAUCGCCGCGUCUUCCGUGUGCACGCCCAGUCGGUCUGCCUUCCUCACGGGCAGGUACAGCAUCCGAUCAGGGAUGGCUUCGACUGACAAUCUAUUUGUCGUUAGGAACCUGGGAGCCUCAUCGGGACUCCCUGUUAACGAAACAACUUUUGCAUCCUUGGUCAAGGAGCAAGGAUACAGCACGGCCAUCAUCGGAAAGUGGCACCAGGGAUUAAACUGCCAGUCCCGCACCGACCACUGCCACCAUCCGCACAACUACGGGUUUGAUUACUUCUACGGCAUGCCGUUCUCUAUGGAUUUGUCAUGCUGGCCGGACCCCUCCAGGGAUGUGGAGUUAGCCCUCGGGAGCUACCUGUGGUUCUGCGUGCAGCUUCUGACCGCCGGUGUGGUCGCCUGCACUGUAGGGAAGCUGGCGCGCUUGAUAAGUGUCCCCUGGUCCCUCAUCCUCUUUGCGGGCAUGUUCGUUUAUCUCCUGGGCUACUUUUGGUUCCAAAGUUUGGAGGCACGGUCCGCCCUGUACAGGGACUGCAUCCUCAUGCGGCAGCAAAUGAUCUCUGAGCAGCCACUGAAGGCACAGCGGGCAGGGACCAUCAUGGUGGACGAGGCCAUUUCAUUUUUAGAAAGGCACCGGCAGCAGCCUUUCCUCCUGUUCUUCUCCUUCCUGCACGUCCACAUGCCUCUUCCCACGACCACAGAUUUCCUGGGGACCAGCAGGCACGGCUUGUACGGAGAUAACGUGCAGGAGAUGGACUUCUUCGUGGGCAAGCUUCUUGCAGCCAUUGACGAUUUGGGGCUGAGGAACCGGACCGUUGUCUACUUUGCAUCAGACCACGGAGGGCACCUGGAGGCCAGGCUGGGCAAGAUGCAGCUUGGCGGGUGGAAUGGCAUAUUCAAAGGUGGGAAGUGCAUGGGCGGCUGGGAAGGCGGCAUCCGUGUCCCUGGCCUCUUCCGAUGGCCCGGAAAAUUGCAGGCUGGGAAAGUCAUCCAUGAGCCUACCAGCUUGAUGGAUAUCUUCCCGACGAUAGCAGCUUUGACCGGAGGGACGGUCCCUCAGGACAGGGUGAUUGAUGGCCGAAACCUCAUGCCCUUGCUUCGGGGUGAGGUCGUGCAUUCGGAGCAUGAGUUCCUGUUUCACUACUGUGACGCGUACCUCCACGCCGUCCGCUGGCACCCCGUGGACAGUGAGGCCGUGUGGAAGGUUCAUUAUGUGACCCCCGUGUUCCAGCCGCCGGGAGCCCAGGCCUGCUAUGAGACCUACUUUUGUGAAUGCGUAGGGAAAAAUGUCACCUACCAUGACCCGCCACUGCUCUUUGAUCUGUCCCGGGACCCCUCCGAGUCCACCCCGCUGACCAACGCCACGGAGCCCCUCUAUGAUCUGGUGAUCGCGACGGCCUCCGAGGCCGUCAAAGAACACAGAAAAACUAUCAUCCCCGUGGAAUUACAGCUUAAUUACGAGCGGAACCAUGACCAUGUGUGGCUGAGGCCCUGCUGCGGGGUGUUCCCUUUCUGUUUGUGUGACAACGAGGACACAUGGUCAUCCAAGAAACAACAGGUUGAGAGCAGGCCUUCAAAGGACGCCAACACAGGCACUUUUGAAUAG
Molecule: messenger RNA, 1839 nt
Organism: Artibeus jamaicensis (Jamaican fruit-eating bat)
Lineage: Eukaryota; Metazoa; Chordata; Mammalia; Chiroptera; Phyllostomidae
Gene: ARSF
Product: arylsulfatase F
Exons: 9
Coding region: 1-1839 (612 amino acids)
Molecular function (GO): arylsulfatase activity
Source: RefSeq, a predicted model, not a curated record